Messenger RNA from Linderina pennispora, 2268 nucleotides. Its product is annotated as oligopeptide transporter 6-like protein. The coding region runs from base 30 to 2204 and encodes 724 amino acids. The record is from RefSeq and is a predicted model, not a curated record. Gene Ontology annotation, biological process: transmembrane transport. The transcript has a single exon. Lineage: Eukaryota; Fungi; Kickxellomycota; Kickxellomycetes; Kickxellales; Kickxellaceae. Gene Ontology annotation, molecular function: oligopeptide transmembrane transporter activity.
CUAGUUUGAACUACACUAUCCUUCCACUUAUGAGUACACAGGGGUCCGACGAUGAGAGUAAAGUUGAGCACGAGGCACCAGAGGCAUCAAGCAAAGGCACUAGGGAGGACGAAGAUUCGCCAUACGAAAUCGUGCGUAUAUCCGUACCAAACAAGGACGAUCCGAGAACACCCUCAUUGACAUUUCGGAUGUGGCUACUUGGCACUAUAUUCUGCUGUGCCAUGUCAUUUGUCAACCAGUUUUACUGGUUCCGCGAUAACCAGCUGACGCUGACAGCACCCGUGGUUCAGAUUUUAUCGUUUCCAUUGGGCUACAUACUGGCAAGGAUUCUGCCCACACGCCAGUUUCAGACAUUUGGGUUUGAGUGGACAUUGAACCCCGGCCCAUUCAACAUCAAGGAGCAUACGCUGCUGACGAUACUGGCUUCCGCCUGCGCAGAAACAUCUUAUUCAAUGGAUGUCGUUGUCAUCAAGAAGGUGAUGUUCAAGAGCGAUCUUGGGUUUGGGAGAAGCUAUCUGCUCCUAAUCACCUCGCAGCUGCUCGGAUAUAGCUUUGCCGGGUUUGCACGCAAGCUGCUCGUCUACCCUGCUGCCAUGCUGUGGCCACAGGUUCUAGUUACAGCGACAUUAUUUCGCACACUCCACGAGCAUACAAAAUGGGGCCGGUGGUCUCGCACGCGUAUAUUUUGGCUUGCCUUUUUUGCGAGCCUGAGUUGGUAUUUCGUUCCAGGAUACCUGUUCACAAUUCUAUCGGCGCUUCCGGUUCUGUGCAUUGCAGGCAAAAGCAACGUAAUUUUGCAGCAGCUCGGCGAUACCAGCAAUGGCCUGGGAAUCUUGAACUUGACCCUGGACUGGAGUACUGUCGCGAGUUAUAUUGGAUCGCCGAUCGGUUUCCCUUGGGUCAUGUCAUGUAACGUGUUUGCCGGGUUCGUACUGUUCGCUUGGGUUCUAGCCCCAAUCGGGUAUUACACCAACACGUGGGGUUCAGGCGUGUUCCCUAUAUACUCUUCAGCCCUAUUCCUCUCCAACGGCACAAAGUACAAUAUCAGCCAGAUCAUGACACCGCAGCUGAUGCUCGACACGGGAAAGUAUGCGCAAUACGGGUCCCUCCGCAUGGGCUUCAUGUACGUCGCCCAGUAUGGAAUUGGGUUUGCCGCUAUCACUGCGCUGUUUUCGUACAUCCUGCUGAAUUAUGGCAAGGAAAUCGUCCAGCGUGUGCGACUGUCGCGGUCAAUGGACGACGAUAUACAUAUGAAGCUGAUGCGCCGCUAUCCCGAGGUGCCGCUGUGGUAUUUUGCGACAAUUUUCGUGUCGAUGACAGCACUAGCAGUUGUUGUUUGCGAGGUAUUCGGCCUGCUACCGUGGACAUGGGUUCUUCUUGCUGUCUGUCUGCCGCUCACGUUCACGCUGCCAUCAGGCAUUGUGCAGGCAAUAUCAAACAGACAUGUGAGAAUCAACCUGAUCUCGGAAUUAAUGAUCGGCUAUGGCCGCCCUGGCGACCCUAUCGGCAAUGCGACGUUCAAAAUCUACAGCUAUGUGGCGAUGUCCCAGGCCCUGAGCCUGAUCAGCGACCAGAAACUGGGCCACUACAUGAAAGUGCCUCCCCGCCACAUGUUCUGGGCGCAGAUUGUCGGCACCAUUAUUGCAAGCACGGUGCAACUAGCGACUGCGUAUUGGGUAAUGCACACGGUCGAGGACUUGUGCACACAGGAGGGGUAUCCGUGGACAUGUCGCAACGCCAAUGCGUUCUUUUCGGCUACUAUAAUUUGGGGCUUGGUCGGUCCAGGACGCAUGUUUGGAAAUGGCAGUUCAUACAGCCCCAUGCUGUAUCUGUUUAUUGUUGGGAUCUUUCUUCCAGUGCCGAUAUGGUAUCUACACAGGAAGUAUCCAGGAAGUCUGUGGUCAAAAAUCCAUAUUCCAGUCAUACUGUCUAUCAUUGGCAGCAUGCCACCAUUGCCAACAGGCACAGUGGUCAAUUGGUACAUUGCCGCAUUCUUCCUGGUGUUUCUAUGGCGACGGCGACAUAUUGCCAGCUGGCAGAAAUAUGCGUUUGCAACAUCGGCUGGUCUGGAUGCAGGAGUGGCAAUUUCGGGAAUCCUUAUAUAUGUGAUUUCACAGAAUGUUAGUGCGCCUCGGUGGUAUGGCACGACCAAAAACCUGUGCCCUCUAGCCCGAACUGGCGGAUAUCUCACCCCUCGCACAUAACACCAUAUAGCCUACACUAGUAUCUUAUUGACGCAUUUUAACUAAAUACCGUCAUCAGAAGCGG